AUGAAGCAUGGCUGGAAAGACCCAUCAUUGGUCGUGAGGCAACAAGAUGAGCAAGGCCUCUGCACGCCGUAUCAGCUUGGGAAGGACGACGUGUUCUUCCGGCAUGAAUGCAGAAGUGCAAUCACUACUCUCAAGGGUCGGAGGACCGCUUGGAACAAUGCGAGUUUGAAGCAGGUUGUCCGUCCAGGUCUCUCCAGCGUGCUCACGGAGAAGUCAACCAAGUUUCAGCGCGCCAGUGACAUUGGAAAGGUCGGUGUGGAACCUCACAAGUCGUUUGGGAAGGAGAUUUACAAUGGCGCGCCGACUGAGGAGACCUCGACGGACGCUACCAGGACCGCCGGCCAGCCCUCUGGUUGCGACGACGUGACGAAAGAUUCGAUUUUGACGAUAGCACACAAGCUUGCUCGAAGGCGGGCAGUCCGCUGCCGUGUCCCAAUUGUCGCCGCUUUCGGACACAGGAAGGGGACUGGGAUACUGAAGGAAUUGGAGCAUCAUCUGUUGAAGCGGGCGCAUAUGGACCCAGAGUAUCGCACCGCGCCUAACUAUGAAGGACUUGUUGCAUUCGCGAAGGUCGAGCUUGCUUGGUUUACAGACGAGCACGCUGGGAUUGUUAUGCAGGAAGCAACACAGCACUGGCACUCAGUCCAAAACAUGACGCCGAAUUGCAAAGCUGGUAACAUUGCAGAUCCGGCGUCCGUUGACGACCGAAUGACCAACCUGGAACACACUGUGGCCGGGUCACUUUCUGCCCCUACGACGUAUGCACUGCUCAAAACUGUUCGAAUGAAGCUCGAGGAGAUUGUCCAGGUCUACCAGCGCUUUUACGACCAACUCAAGGGCACCUUUGGUGAAUCGGUGAUCAUGUUUCGGCAGAGGUACUCUUCGACGAGGAAGCCCAUGUUCGGAAGACUUGCUCGUCUUGCGGCCCUACGUUCUGUCCGAAAUGCAAAGUAA
Exophiala viscosa is the source of this 954-nucleotide messenger RNA. RefSeq lists its product as uncharacterized. Lineage: Eukaryota; Fungi; Ascomycota; Eurotiomycetes; Chaetothyriales; Herpotrichiellaceae. The coding region runs from base 1 to 954 and encodes 317 amino acids. The record is from RefSeq and is a predicted model, not a curated record. The transcript is spliced from 4 exons.